Molecule: messenger RNA, 2768 nt
Organism: Notothenia coriiceps (black rockcod)
Lineage: Eukaryota; Metazoa; Chordata; Actinopteri; Perciformes; Nototheniidae
Gene: tdrd9
Product: tudor domain containing 9
Exons: 21
Source: RefSeq, a predicted model, not a curated record
AUUGGUGCACUAUCUGCGAAAAGUGAUGGCACGGGUCAAAAUGACGAUGGCGAGCUAACGUUCCUGGGCCGAGUGCUGGCCCACCUGCCUGUGGACCUGUGCCUGGGGAAGAUGAUUGUCCUGGGACACAUCUUCGGCUGCCUGGACGAGUGCCUCAUCAUAGCUGCCUCGCACUCUCAGAAGAGUUUCUUUGCCAUACCAUCCAUGCAGCAGCUGGCCGGCCACAGGAGCAAGUUGGCCUUUGCGCAAGGCGCGCAAAGUGAUUCUAUAAGUUUCGUCAAUGCCUUCAAGGCAUGGCACUCAUCCAAAAAGAAAGGACAGCUGAGACAUCCAAAGGAUGAGCUGGACUGGGGAAAGGAGAACUUCAUUCAGAUCAAGAGGAUCAAGGAGGUUGCAGAGCUGUACGAGGACCUGAAGAAGCGUGUCUCCCAGUUCAACAUACAUGUGCCGCAGAGCCCUCAAACCUUGGAUUACACCGGCGCACACAGGCAGAAGUUCAUUCUUCAGGUGGUCAUUGCUGGUGCCCACUACCCUCACUACUUUGUCCAGGGAGAAAUAGAUGAAGACCUGGCCUCCAGAGAGUUGAGUGGUUUCAACCCCAGAACAACAGUGAUGGUGAGGAACCUCCCUCCAUACUCUUUCCUGUACUACAAGCAGCUGCAGUCUCUGUUCCGUCUGUGUGGACAGGUCAAAGCCAUUUCCUUUGACAGCUCCAGAGCAUAUGUGGAGUUCUACAGGACGUCCCAAGACUCGGGGGUGCUGCCUGAGGUGUCUCUGGCCCUCCUCCUGCCACAGCAGAGUGCUCCCUUGGAGCUGUCUGUCUUCCCCAUCGAACAAAUAGAGAUCUUGGCUGAGGGUAGAAGCAUAACUCACAUGAAAGCUGCACGGGUGAAUGUCGACUUCCAGAACCAGACUGUCUGCCCGGUGGGAGUGGUUUCUGGGGCCGUUGACCCUGAAAAGUUACCCCCCAACCACUUGUUUGUGGUCAACGUCACAGAGGUGGUGGAGGUGGGUCAUUUCUGGGGUUUCCAGGCAGAUGAAGCCAGCCUGGCCAAGCAGCGCCGCCUGACAGCAGAGAUAAACUCCUGCACGCUGCAGCCGGUGACUGUGUCUCUGUACCCCAACCUGCUGUGCCUGGCUCCCUACUCUGAGACCAAUGAGCAGAACAUGUACUACCGAGCCAAGAUCCUGCACAUGCGCGGCACCACAGUGGAGGUGUUCUUCUUGGACUUUGGCAACACUGGGGUUGUUUCCUGCAGCGGCCUCAGGGAGCUACCUCCUAAUCUUCAGUCUCACCCAUUCCAGGCUCAGGAGUUCCAAGUUACUGCGAUGCGUCCGUCAGCUCAGUCCAUCAUCCUGGGGAACCAGUGGAGCAGCCGAGCACGCGACCGCUUCAUCACGCUGGUGAAGGGCCGCUCGCUCGUCGUGUCGCUGUACUCCAUCCUGCACGGGGUCAUGCGUGUACAGCUGCUCAUCGACACAGAGACCUCCAACACCAGCGCUGUGGACAUCUUGGUGGAAGAAGAACAUGCCAUGAAGGCCGAGGAGAGCUUCGAUUCAAAGCAAAACCAUGAGAUAAUAAUGUCCCUGUACAAAGACAUGGAGAGAGGAACGUAUGUCCCCAACGCUGCCAGCAGCUCCUGGAAUGAUCGCAAGAGAGAGGAGAAGGAGAUCAUUGACGACCUGCUCACCCACUUCGCCAAGGGCCGCCAUUCCAAGACCAAGGUUAAUCUGUACGGUCCACACAGUCCCAAUAAGAUAAGCUUCUACAGCUUGAGCCACAGAACCAGCUACAAGACAGUGUGUAUUGAGAGAAGCAGCAUCAACUCGUUGGCCCUGAAUGACAGCCCUCACUACAAACAUCAGAGGAUGCUGGUGGCUGGGAGUGUGUCAGUCAACGCCACAGGGACACGUAUUCUACUGAGAGAAACCACCAUGAUGCCAGACGUCCCCGGACUGCCUGCGCUCCUCACCAUGCUCUUCACGCCCAUCAUGGAGCUACGCACUGAUGAAGAGAGGACCUGCUACACCGGCGCCCUCUGUGGCUUGGGCUGGUACGGCCAGAAACAGGAGGGCAUCCUAGCGGAGCAUGACAUCGAACUCGCCUUCGAUGUCAAAUUUGAUGUUGAAGACAUCACUGAGAUAAAUGCUUUGCGAGUGGCUGUGAACCGCCUCGUCUGUGAAGGGCCCAAUGGCACCAUUCAUCUGGGGCCCGAUAGGAUCAGCCAGCUGCAGGAGGACUGCCGGGACCGCCUCAUAAGGCUGUUCACCAAGUCGCCUCCAAGAGAAGAAGGCCCUCAAGUGUUCUUCGAGAAACCAGAGAAAUGGAACCAGGUGGAUCCUGCUCUGAAGAUGGACAUCGUGGAGCCUGAAGGAGGAAAGACCGGAAGAGUCCUCUUCCAGCUGCAUUCUGUCACUCUGCUCAACAGCUGAAUAGUUGCUGUUCUCCUUCCAUUUGUGUUCAAACAGAACUGAUUCCUAUGUUGUGCUUUUGACAGUUGCCUGGAAUUUUUAUAUACUUAUGUUCAGAGGAGUAUAUCUUUUUUUUUUAAGUUCAAAUGAGUGUGCCUUUUAUCUGCACAGGAAAAUCCUCAAUCCUCACUGAGUUGGAGUUGUAAUCCCCCGUUUAAAUACAUGACAAGCUGCUAAUAAGAAAUGUAAAGCUCAUUCAUGUGAAAGCUCCUGUAUAGCACUCUGUUACAGCCCUUCAGCAGAGGUCUAUUAAAAAGAGUUGUGUGCAACAGAUGAGGCUUGUCAAUCAGUGUUCA